Molecule: messenger RNA, 1371 nt
Organism: Rubroshorea leprosula
Lineage: Eukaryota; Viridiplantae; Streptophyta; Magnoliopsida; Malvales; Dipterocarpaceae
Source: the annotation of a GenBank genome assembly
AGAUUUUCUCUUAUGCAGUCUUGCUUGACUAGUCAUGAAGGAAUCAUUGAGGCUUGUAGAUCUAGCUCAAAAAGAAGAUAGGGAAAUGGGAAUAGAAACACAUAAGCCAAGAUAUACGAGCACCAUAACCUGUGAGAAGUUUGAAGAACUCUGUGAGGAUCUUUGGGAGAAAUCUCUUACACCUGUGAAAGAAGUUCUCAAGUAUUCUGGUUUGGAAGUGGAUGACAUAUAUGCAGUGGAGUUGAUUGGAGGAGCAACUAGGGUACCGAAGUUGCAGGUUAAGCUCCAGGAAUCUCUUGGAAAAAAAGAGCUGCACAAACACCUGGAUGCUGAUGAAGCAAUUGUUCUUGGUGCAGCCCUUCAUGCUGCAAGCGAUGGAAUCAAAUUGAAUCGUAAGCUAGGAAUGACAGAUGGUUCUUCGUAUGGAUUCUUUGUUGAAUUAGAUGGACCUGAUCUUUUGAAAAACGAUAGCAACAAGCAGUUACUUGUUCCACGGAUGAAGAAACUCCCCAGUAAGAUGUUCAGGACCAUCGCCCAUGAUAAAGAUUUUGGAGUUUCACUUGCCUAUGAAAGUGGAGAUCUUCUACCACCUGGUCUUUUGUCCCCUGUGUUUGCUCAGUGUGUUGUGUCUGGUUUGGCAGAAGCAUCUGAGAAGUAUGCAUCUCACAAUUUAUCUGCACCUAUCAAAACAAACCUACACUUUUCACUUAGUAGAAGUGGAAUCAUUUCUUUAGAUCGAGUGGAUUCUGUUAUUGAAAUAUCAGAGUGGGUAGAAGUUCCUAGAAAGAAUAUAUCGGCAGAGAAUGCAACUGUUGCUUCAUCUAACAUAUCUGCUGAAGUUGGUGCCGAAAAGGUGUCAGAAGAAAAUAAAGAAGGCUUGAAUUCUGAUAGUGUAGUGAGCAGUGCAUCUAAUACUAACACUAACACUAACACUAACACUACUGUUGAAGAACCAAGCACAGUUGAUCUUGGUACAGAGAACCUGGAAUGUCUCUGUCAAAAGAGUCUCUUGCUGAAGCCAAAGCUUGAAUCUGAAGAAUUUGAGAAAAUGUCUUCUGUAGAUGAACGCCAAUCCUUUAUGGAAAAGCUUGAUGAGGUUCAAGAAUGGCUAUACACUGAUGGAGAAGAAGCCACAGCUACAGAGUUUCAAGAACGCCUUAAUUCAUUAACAGAUAUUGGUGAUCCGAUAGUGUUCUGGCCUCGGGUCUUGCUUAGUCAGAUGAACGGGAAUGGUAGUAGCUUAACCAGGCUUUAAUUUGUCAUUAUACGAACAUAGUUGAUGGGGGCAUUUCUGGGUAAUCUAAUUUGUCCUGGAAAAUUUUCGGCAUUCUGAUUAGGAUAUUCGUUAUAUAAGAAACAUUUAUAAUCAUA